Papaver somniferum (opium poppy) is the source of this 1175-nucleotide messenger RNA. Its product is annotated as probable CCR4-associated factor 1 homolog 11. Bases 172 to 1014 code for a protein of 280 amino acids. The record is from RefSeq and is a predicted model, not a curated record. Gene Ontology annotation, molecular function: poly(A)-specific ribonuclease activity; nucleic acid binding. NCBI's taxonomy places the organism in Eukaryota, Viridiplantae, Streptophyta, Magnoliopsida, Ranunculales, Papaveraceae. Gene Ontology annotation, cellular component: CCR4-NOT core complex; P-body; CCR4-NOT complex. The transcript has a single exon.
GCUAUAAGUCUUAAACCCAAGUUGGAUCAAAAUCGAUCUUCGAAAUCCCAACACUCGUUCAUUCACCCUAAACAACAAAACUGGAAAAAGAGUUUUCGGAGAAUCGAUUUGAUCUAGCAGGGUUUUGUGGGAGAAACAGAUUAUUCUUUAAAUUCUAUUACUGUCGAGAUCAUGCCAGGGAAGAAAGAAUUCAAUCAGAAACCUAUUGUGAUUCGUGAAGUAUGGAGGAGAAAUCUUGCUUCCGAAGUGAAAAUCAUUCGAGAAGUAAUCGAUCGAUAUCCGGUGAUCUCCAUGGAUACCGAAUUUCCUGGAAUCGUAUAUCGCCCAAAUAUUGGAGAUACGGAGAAGCCUCACUUACAUAAACACCGACCAUCUGAUCAUUACCAUACUCUGAAAACGAAUGUUGAUUCUUUAAAUCUUAUACAAGUUGGUCUCACUAUCUGUGAUUCUGAAGGUAAUUUACCAGAUCUUGGCUCAGGAAAUCGAUAUAUCUGGGAGUUUAAUUUCAGAGAUUUCGAUGUGACCAAAGAUUUACAUGCACCAGAUUCAAUUAGAUUAUUGAAACAGCAAGGGAUUGAUUUUGAGAAGAAUGUUGAAGAAGGGAUUGACUCAGCAAAAUUUGCUGAGUUAGUAAUGUCAUCUGGAUUGGUAUGUAAUGACUCUGUGAGUUGGGUAACGUUUCACAGUGCAUACGACUUUGGGUACCUGGUUAAGAUAUUGACGCGUAAAAAUUUGCCUGCCGAUAUCGGCGAGUUUCUGAAUCUUCUUCGAAUUUUCUUCGGAAAACAAGUUUACGAUGUGAAAUAUUUGAUCAAGUUUUGCGAAAGCCUUUACGGUGGGUUGGACAGAGUUGCCAUGGCUUUGGAAGUUGAUCGGGCUGUUGGAAAAUGUCAUCAAGCGGGUUCAGAUAGUUUGUUGACGUGCCAUGCAUUUCAGAAAAUUAAACAGCUCUAUUUUGCUAAAGAUGGUCCUGAAAGACAUGCUGGGGUCUUGUAUGGUUUAGAAGUGUUCUAAGUUUAGAUAGAAUUUCCUUUUCUUUAUUAUUGGGUUUUUGGUUUUCGUUUUUAGUCAGUUUUUGAGGUUUCAUUUGUAUGCACAGUGGCUUGGAUGAUUCUGGUUUUUAUGUUGAUUUUAGUGCUUAUUAGUUCGAGGCAUAUCAAAAGAAUGACCUACUU